Messenger RNA from Brugia malayi, 399 nucleotides. RefSeq lists its product as uncharacterized. The coding region runs from base 1 to 399 and encodes 132 amino acids. The record is from RefSeq and is a predicted model, not a curated record. NCBI's taxonomy places the organism in Eukaryota, Metazoa, Nematoda, Chromadorea, Rhabditida, Onchocercidae. The transcript has 2 exons.
AUGGAAAUGACAAAAGAAAUGACUACCCAGGCCGAGCAUAGGAAUGGACAAGAGCGAGCUGCUGCUGCUGCUACAACUAUGACUACCACUGCUGCUGCUGCUAUUGAUAUGAAGGUGAUAGAGGUAGCAGAAUUGUCGAUGGCACCGAGUACCAAAUGUAAACCGUCUAUGGCAAAGACAAGGUCAAUGGCGCCUCACUCUCAUUGGCCUUCAUUCUGUGCUGGCUUCAUUUCACUAUUGACACAGCUCGGGUGCGUUCUCUUCCGUCGGGGGGUACUUCUAGCACCACUAGCACCACCAGCACCACCACCGCCAUCAUCAUCAGCAGCAGCAGCAGCAUCAGCGCCGGCGGCAGCGGCAACAGCAAUGGCGGAGGCAGCACUGGUAACAGAAUAUUAA